UAAGAAAAGACCUUUGAACAAAGACGCAAUCAGAUCAAGCAAACCACCUUGGUAGAUAAGAAACAAACAAAAAAUCAUAAUAUAUAAUCCACUAUACUGUAUAUGGUUAAGCAUUAACGUACCCCAAUACCAGCGUGCGCGCACUCUAAACGUGAACGAUUGGUUUUAAGGAAUGGAUGCGGAUAUGAUAGGUAGACGAGACAGUCAGAACAAAGCUUUCGCACAAUUCAGAUCAGGAAAUUGAUUUUAAUUUUCGACUGGUAGACAAAAGGAAUAUCGUUAAAACGUGGUGUAUUUUGGAAUAUUUCGAGAAACCAUACUAUUUACUGACACCGAGUUAAACGCCGUUUUCAGACCUUUAAUCAGAACUGAAAAACGCGAUACAGAAAACUUCCCACCAAAGAAUAUAAGGAUGGGGAAGAAAACAAAGACACAGCCCUAUCCUGAUACGACGAACUCUCAGCAGCAGCUCCACCAUCAUCAGCCCCCACCGGCCCGGGUAAGAAGGGCACCACGAGGUGUGAGCGUUAGUAUCUGCGUCAAAUACACCAUCUUCACAUUUAAUGUGAUCUUUUGGUUGUGUGGUGUAGCCAUCCUGGGUUUUGGUGUGUGGGGUCUCGUCUCGAAGAGCGUGUCCAGUGUGGAGGCCAUCGCCGAAGAGGUUGGAAUCAAGUUAGAUCCUAUGUAUGGGUUUAUUAUAAUCGGUGGAUGUAUCUUCAUAUUAGCAUUCUUGGGAUGUGUUGGAUCACUGAGAGAGAAUACCUGUUUACUGAAGCUCUAUGUUAUUAUACUGAUUCUCAUCUUCCUGGCUGAGGUUACCAUUGGCCUUCUCGUCUACUUCUAUCAAGAAAGAUUCUCAACACUUCUUGAUACCUGGGUGGAAAAGACUCUACUCAAUUACUUCGACGAUCCUGAUAGUCAGUUUUUGAUGGAUAACAUGCAGGAAGGCCUGGAGUGUUGUGGUGUUAAUACCCCUAAUGACUGGCAGAAAAACCCAUAUUUCAACUGUUCCUCGAUAGCACACUCCCGAUGUAGUGUUCCCUUUUCAUGCUGUGUACCCGACCCAACAACUAAUGUUAUCAAUUAUCAGUGUGGAUACGGUGUGUUAGAAUUACCCCAAUCAGAUUGGUAUCAGUUUAUUUACACCAUAGGUUGUGCUCAAGCUUUGACAGAUUGGUUCAAGACCAACGCCAUUCUCUUGGGUUGCAUUGGUGGCGCCCUAAUUCUUAUGCAGUCCAUCGCUAUUUGUCUUGCUCGUUCGCUGAUCGGUGAUGUCGAAGAGGUCAAAUCUUAUUGGUGAUAAAUUGCUUUUCGUUGCUUUUCGGGCAUAAAUAAUGUUUAUGUUUUUUAAUGGGGCUGGUACCCCACCAAAAUGAAUUCAUACCCCAAAAGGAUUUUAGGGUGUUCAAACUGCCAUUAGCCGAAAAAAAUGUAUGAGUUUAUAUGACCUCCUUUUAAUUUUAUUUCAUUUAGCUUUAAAUUUCAGAUUAAUUGCAUACUGUAAUAUAUCAGUACUGUUUUUACAUAGUUAGUAGUACAUUGCUAAUAUACUAGAAAUUAUUACAUGGAUCACUCCAUGUAAAGUGAAAGUAUAUGUAAUAAUGCAAUAUGCAAUAUUCCGACUAUUAUAAAUUACAAAAGGUAUAGUAUUUGGGAGGAAAUAUUGAAAAGUCCGCCUGUAAACGGUUCCGUUUGUCCUUUCCUCAAACACACAUAAUAAUGUCUAGUAAAGAGAUAAAGUUACAGGAGAAUUUCAGCUCGACUUUAUAUUCAGAUAUAACCCCCCCCCCCAAAAAAAAAAGAAGUUUGGAAUAUCAGUCCAACUCUGCUUGUAUUGGAUUGAUAUUUCCCUUGAUGAACAGUAUAGUUUUACGAGGUCUGAAGUGAUUUUUAUAUUUUUCUGUCAUAUUGUGUUUAUGAUUGUUUUGUUUCAGUGAGUAGUUUCUUCAUUAGCGUCACGUAAUGGAUAUUUUUUAUGUUGUUGUUUAAAGAGAAUUUUUUAAAUAUAUAUUUAACGAUAUUUGAGUGCCCAAAGAGCGUGUCAUUACAAGAAUAAAUCGUGAAAAUGAAUUAUUUUAAUUUACAUUUGCCCUCUUUAUAAUUAUUUUCUAUUAUUUAUUUCUGAAAAUACAUUCUUUAGAAAAUGAUAUUCUCUGUUUUUUCCUUGAUAACAAAUGGGUUAUAGCCCUUUUACUCCAGAACGUUCAGCAUACCAUUUCAAAGAAAAUCAAUGCGUAUUUCUAUGAAGAAAUGAAUUCGUCUUAUCGACUGGAAUGAUUUAUAAAUAUUUUUGUCAGAUUGAUCUGGUUUUUGCUUUUGGUAGGUUAGUUCUUCAAUAUCUUGUUUAAUCAAUCUGUAUGGAAAUUAUGCAUGUUUUCUCAAAAAUUGUUUAUAUGAGUAAUAUAUGACAGAUAUUACAAGUAUAUUACAGAUAAAACAAACAUGUUUAAGUCAUUGGCGUAAAUCCGUGACGUCAUACUAAUUCAAGUGGGGGUGAAACAAUAGAUCACCCCCCUGAAUCGCUUGCAUUUACGCCAGUAAUAUAAGUAUAAGUCUACGUAGAUUUGGCUAUAAAUUUUCAUAAUGAAUAAUGAUUUAUAAUAAUAAAUUAUUUAUGAUAAUAAGUAA
Lytechinus pictus (painted urchin) is the source of this 2628-nucleotide messenger RNA. RefSeq names its product tetraspanin-5-like. Gene Ontology annotation, cellular component: plasma membrane. The transcript is spliced from 5 exons. The coding region runs from base 413 to 1300 and encodes 295 amino acids. NCBI's taxonomy places the organism in Eukaryota, Metazoa, Echinodermata, Echinoidea, Temnopleuroida, Toxopneustidae. The record is from RefSeq and is a predicted model, not a curated record.